AUGAAUACAAUAAACAGUAUAAUAGUUUUUUUUUCUUACAUUGUUGAAGACUGGACAGCUAUAAUGAUGAUGGGAAGUUAUUAAGGCUGGAUAAGACAUGCAAAAGUUCACUGGAAUAAAUGCCUUGAUGUAGAAAUUGGUUUGAUAUAGUCUUUAUAUAUAACCUUUUUCGUUUCGUUUAAAAAAGAAAAAAGAACUUUUGAAUCUUAAUUUCAUUUCUUGUUGCAGUAGUAGCAGUAGUAGUAAUAGUAGUAGUAGUAGUAGUAGUUGUUGUUGUUGUAUUAAGAAAAAAAGAAAGAAAAGAGAAGAAAAAAGAAAUUAUGAAUACAGAAACAUAUAAAGAAAGGCCAUUAGGCUUACUCGAAAAAUAUCAAUUGUCUAAACAUCUCACUAAUGCCUAUGGUAAUAUUACCCUUACUCUUUAUUUAGAACAUGCUCCCAUCCAAGCGGACCAAGAAGAACUAUUUUAUAGACAAUCUUUUUAUCCUGUGCUAACACAACUUAUUAAAAGACAUCCUAAUCUUUCAAUUAUUGUACGCGACAAACUACAAAAGACGGCUCACUUUGUACAAUUAUCUACUAUCGAUCUAUCAAAAAUUGUCAAAGUUGUGAAUAGUUCUGACUCGUUAACAGACCUCAUUCGACAAGAAACAUCGUUGGAAUUUAACCUUGAUGACAUGUUACCUCUUUGGCGUUUAACAAUUGUUCCACAAACGCUUACAGGAUGUAAUGUCAUCUUCACUGCACAUCACAUUAUUGCAGAUGGCAUGAGUUUAACCAUUUUUUGGAAUGAAUGUCUAAAAGCCUUGAAUGAGAAUACACUAUCGUCUAUCACUACUACUACUACUAUUGACACGAUAAUUAAAGUUCAGCAACAUGCUAUAGCCCCACCCUAUGAAUUGUCAGGCGCACCUACUUUGUCUUUAGUAUGGGAUGUUGUGCCCGUCCUUUGUAAAAACUUUCUUCCAAAAAUGUUACCCUCACCACUAGCUCACUGGAUCGAUCCUCUGGUGGAUGGUACGAGUUGGAGUGGUGAUUUUGCUGCUGUAGAAGGCGAAGGUCAUAAGACCAAAAUACAACUCAUAAGUGUGCCACCCACUGUUUGGAAACCUAUUUUGGACAAAGCCAAAGAAGAGCAAGGUGUUUCAGGUCAUGCCAUCUUAUUUAUUUGCUUACUGAUAGCAUGGGCAAAGUUAUAUCCAAACGAAAAGACUGAAGCCUCUACACCAAUUAAUUGUCGUGGUUUAUGUAAUCCACCUGUUCCUAAUAGUCAAAUAGGAAACUUUGUUGGUGGAUACACGACUAUUUGGACAUCAAAGCAACUACUUACACAAAGUCCAUGGAAGUUAGCAAAGGAAUAUUCUCAAGGUCUAUGCCAAAAUAAAGUCAAUGCAGCUAAACAAGCUCUCUUCUUAAGUUAUUUACCACAAUUCCCUGAAUCCUUUUGUGACUUUUGGUAUGAUAAACGAAAAUAUACAAACUUAGGACGAUCAGGUGGAGUAGAAGUUUCUGAUUUGGGUCGUUUUAUUAUGAAUACUCACGAAGAAGAAGAUGGUUGGAAACUAAAAGAUAUUUAUUUUUGUCAAAGCGCGCAAAUAUUCACGAAUGCUUUAACAUUUAACACCGUCUCGGCCAAUAAUGGCCUUUCUUGUACACUUAGUUGGCAAAAAGGUUCUCUUGACGAAACCAAACUUGACCAAUUUCAAAAUGUCUUUUUAGAUAUCUUGAAUAAAUUAAAAUAAUGUAUCACGGAUUUAUUUUAUUUUA
Messenger RNA from Cokeromyces recurvatus, 1767 nucleotides. Its product is annotated as alcohol acetyltransferase. The transcript has 2 exons. The coding region runs from base 321 to 1742 and encodes 473 amino acids. NCBI's taxonomy places the organism in Eukaryota, Fungi, Mucoromycota, Mucoromycetes, Mucorales, Mucoraceae. The record is from RefSeq and is a predicted model, not a curated record.